AUGAAGCUCCCCUUGACCUUUUCCGCGGACCCCAACACCGACGUCUGGAAGAAGCCUCCUUCGCACGAUGUCUUUACAGCCCCCUACCGGUCGCACUCCAAGGACGCAACCGCCGCCUUCUCGUCGGCCACCAUCACCUUCACCUGCACCUACACGAAGCAGUUCGACCAGGCCGGCAUCCUCUUCAUCUUCCACCCGCCCGAAAGCACCACGACGGAGCCGCCCGCGGCGCGCAAGUGGAUCAAAGCAGGCAUCGAGUUCUUCGACGGAAGCCCGCGUCUCUCGACCGUAUGCUGCGACGCCUGGGCCGACUGGAGCAUCGCCCCUCUCCCGGCGUCCGCCUGCCUCGACGACGUCGUAAAGGGAAAGGAGAGCGUCACCAUCUGCGUCGAGAAGGAAAACGGCACGACGGGAACGAGCAUGUGGGUUUACUGUGUGGACGCGAAGAACCCCGAGGCACCCACGACCAAGCUCCCCAUGAGGGAGAUUAACUGGCCAUUCGGCGAGGCUGCCAGCGCCGGCUGGGAACUCGAAGUGGCCGCCGCCAUUGCCCGCCCAGACAAGGCGGGCCAUGACAAGCUCGAGGCUUCCUUUAGUCAUUUCGACGUCAGAUGGGCAGAGUAG
This is a messenger RNA of Drechmeria coniospora, 624 nucleotides long. RefSeq lists its product as uncharacterized. NCBI's taxonomy places the organism in Eukaryota, Fungi, Ascomycota, Sordariomycetes, Hypocreales, Ophiocordycipitaceae. The record is from RefSeq and is a predicted model, not a curated record. The transcript is spliced from 2 exons. Bases 1 to 624 code for a protein of 207 amino acids.